Messenger RNA from Vitis vinifera (wine grape), 327 nucleotides. RefSeq lists its product as uncharacterized. The transcript has a single exon. The record is from RefSeq and is a predicted model, not a curated record. NCBI's taxonomy places the organism in Eukaryota, Viridiplantae, Streptophyta, Magnoliopsida, Vitales, Vitaceae. The coding region runs from base 1 to 327 and encodes 108 amino acids. Gene Ontology annotation, molecular function: nucleic acid binding; RNA-DNA hybrid ribonuclease activity.
AUGCUAGACCUUGGAGUCAGACAGUUGGAGAUCCACGGGGAUUCCAACUUGGUUAUUCAGCAGACUCAAGGUAUUUGGAGGACUCGGGAUGAGAAGUUGAAGCCAUAUCAUGCUUAUUUGGAUUUAUUGGCUGAUAGGUUUAAGGAGUUGAGAUAUAUACAUCUGCCCAGGGUAGAAAAUCAGUUUGUUGAUAUGUUAGCCACCUUGGCUUCUAUGAUUGAGAUUAUUGCGGGAGUGACUGUGCGACCAUUGUUGAUUGAAAUUAGGUCCGCACCAGCUUAUUGUUGUUUGAUUGGGGAUAUUGAGGACCAAGAUGAGUUGUCCUAG